Molecule: messenger RNA, 420 nt
Organism: Coniophora puteana RWD-64-598 SS2
Lineage: Eukaryota; Fungi; Basidiomycota; Agaricomycetes; Boletales; Coniophoraceae
Exons: 2
Source: RefSeq, a predicted model, not a curated record
UGGGCCGCAAUUCACCGCUUCGGCUUCCAAAAAAUCCUAGGAGAACUCAAUGAGAAAAGGGUUCAUUCUCUGACCAACGUCCUUACUUUCAACCUCAACGUUCAUAGGGCCUUCAAUGAACUUACAUUAUAUUUUGAAGAAGAUACUAGCGUUCCGAACCGAUAUUAUGUUCGAUGCACGGGUGGCCGCCCGCAGGUCGUUCAUGCUGGCAUUCCUGACCACGUUACCUUCUCGACAAGUGAUGGUGUGAAUUACCCGUUGCCGGAGCCCAAAUACCUCAGGAUCCACGCCGCUUGCUGCAAGGUGGCUCAUAUGUCAGGAGCCGCCGACAUCUUUGUCCUCGAAGACGAUGAGGAUCCGGACCCUUCGGACCCUGCCUUUGCUCAUGCUUUGGAAGCGCGCCUUAGCUUGCUUUCAUAA